CCCCACACAUCACAUUGUAGAAUUCCUUUUCUAAAAGUUGAACAAAAACUGCUCGCUACAAUGUCAGAAAUGUCUGCCAUGAACAGGAAGUUAAUUCAGAUUCUAGCUGACACGCUUUCCAAGCAAGUGAAACGCUUUAACAAGACAGAAGCAGAAUGUCUGAUCCGACUGUUCAAUGGUCUGAUUGGAGACCAAACUGAAAGGCGGGUAGGAAAUGGGCUGGAUCGAGGCAAAUUCAGGAAUGUACUCCACAAAACAUUUGGCAUGACUGAUGACAUGAUCAUGGACAGAGUCUUUCGAGCAUUUGACAAGGACAAUGACAGUUAUGUCAGUGUCAAGGAAUGGAUUGAGGGAUUGUCUGUCUUCCUACGUGGCACCCUGGAUGAAAAAAUAAAAUAUUGCUUUGACGUCUAUGAUCUCAAUGGGGAUGGAUACAUUUCACGAGAGGAGAUGUUUCACAUGCUUAAAAACAGCUUAAUUAGACAACCAACAGAGGAGGACCCUGAUGAAGGAAUCAAGGACCUAGUGGAGAUCACUCUCAAGAAAAUGGACCAUGACCAUGAUGGCAGACUGUCAUAUGCAGACUUUGAAAAGGCAGUGAGAGAGGAGAACUUACUCCUAGAAGCUUUUGGAACAUGUCUCCCAGAUGCAAAGAGUAUACAGGCAUUUGAGCAGCAUGCAUUCCAGGAACCUCUUGAACACUGACGACAUACUUAGUAUCUGAAAUUGGUCUACUGAAUGUCAUGGCAAUUAUACAGGCACACAAAUAAAGUGAUUUAUUUUUCAAUAAGUUUAUUUUAUUACAACAUCAUUAAACCUUGCUGGAUUCCAGCAGAAAUAGAAA
Messenger RNA from Sardina pilchardus (European sardine), 844 nucleotides. RefSeq names its product calaxin (gene clxn). The coding region runs from base 61 to 705 and encodes 214 amino acids. The record is from RefSeq and is a predicted model, not a curated record. Gene Ontology annotation, molecular function: calcium ion binding. NCBI's taxonomy places the organism in Eukaryota, Metazoa, Chordata, Actinopteri, Clupeiformes, Clupeidae. The transcript is spliced from 6 exons.